UGUCCUCGCUCUUUGAUCUUGAGUUCCUUUGUCCGUUCAUGGUAGAUUCGGCUGCUUACGUGCGCAAUACGAAUUGAAUCCGAGACUCUUCGCGUUGAUCUUGUUUGAGAGAGAGAGAGGAGCCUUUCGAUUACGUGAUCUGCAAUAUAAUUAUCUGGACGUUUUUGUUUCCGACCAAUAAGGUGAACGGAUCCGAAAGAUGUCUAAUCUGCAAGGAGAUUACAACCAAAAGAUCGAUUAUGUAUUCAAAGUGGUGUUGAUCGGUGAUUCCGCCGUUGGCAAAACUCAGCUGCUGGCUCGGUUCGCUAGGAACGAGUUCAGCGUCGACUCUAAAGCCACCAUCGGUGUCGAGUUCCAGACUAAAACGCUCGUCAUCGAUAACAAAACCGUCAAAGCUCAGAUUUGGGAUACCGCUGGCCAAGAAAGAUACCGAGCGGUGACAAGUGCAUACUACCGUGGAGCUGUUGGGGCAAUGUUGGUCUAUGACAUGACCAAACGUCAAUCAUUUGAUCACAUGGCUAAAUGGCUGGAAGAAUUAAGAGGACAUGCGGACAAAAACAUAGUCAUUAUGCUUAUUGGAAACAAAUGUGAUCUUGGAAGCUUAAGAGCAGUGCCAACAGAAGAUGCACAAGAGUUUGCACAGAGAGAGAACUUGUUCUUCAUGGAAACAUCUGCUCUCGAGGCUACCAAUGUCGAAACCGCGUUUUUGACCAUCUUAACAGAGAUUUAUCGAAUAAUCAGUAAGAAAACCUUAACGGCUGAUGAUGAUGACGCUGAUGGGAAUUCAAGUCUUUUAAAGGGGACUAGGAUCAUCAUUCCGAGUGAGCAGGAGACUGGGAAAAGAGGUGGAUGUUGCGGCAAAUCGUAACUCAAAAAGCAAAAGACAAUACAUGAUCGUGUUUUUUUUUUUGGUUCUUGUUGUUUUUGUUUUGUUCAGCCUUAACCAUAUUUUCUUGAUACGAAACAAUAAGCUGAGA
Molecule: messenger RNA, 977 nt
Organism: Brassica oleracea var. oleracea
Lineage: Eukaryota; Viridiplantae; Streptophyta; Magnoliopsida; Brassicales; Brassicaceae
Product: ras-related protein RABA4d-like
Exons: 2
Coding region: 200-868 (222 amino acids)
Cellular component (GO): endosome
Molecular function (GO): GTP binding; GTPase activity
Source: RefSeq, a predicted model, not a curated record